AUGAUAAGUGGACUAUUCAAGAAAAAGUUGCUUCUACAUUCGGGGAGGUUUGCUGCUUAUGCCACCUCGAAUUCAUUUAAAACAGCUAUUGAAGCCUCUGAAAAAUUGGUGUCACCUCGAGCAGCAGCAGCAACAAAGUCCAAAUUUCAAGAUCCCUUCUCCAUAGUUAGCCAUGAAAUGUCAAAUUUGGCCAAAUCUAUAGCGAGUCUAAUAGGUUCGGGACACCCGACACUAAAUCGAGUCAGCUCGUACUAUUUUGAAGCUGAAGGUAAGAAUGUUCGACCUCUCAUUGUAUUAUUAUUGAGUAAAGCAUUACUGAAUAUACCUUUACUGGAACGGCAAAGAAUACCCAUCGAUGAAUACGAUGUAACUGAACAAGAGCAUAUUAAGGGAACCCCCAAGUUUGGCCAAGCAUCAAUUGCUGGAAAUAGCGUAGAUGAUAGUUUGAGCCCUUUACGCAUUUUGCAUGGUAUAAACCCGAGAAUAAUAUUGGAUCCUUUGAGCAAGCCUAUGGACCAAUUGCCACAAAUGGAUAAAAUGAAUGGGAUCUUACCAAAACAACGAAGAUUGGCUGAAAUCGUUGAAAUGAUACAUACUGCUAGUUUACUUCACGAUGAUGUGAUUGAUUUAUCAGAUUCAAGAAGAGGAAGACCUAGUGGGAAUAUUGCAUUUACCAACAAGAUGGCAGUACUCGCGGGGGAUUUCUUAUUGGGAAGAGCUUCUGUUGCCAUUGCAAGAUUGAGGAACCCAGAAGUUAUCGAGUUGUUGAGUACCACAAUUGCAAACUUGGUUGAAGGGGAGUUUAUGCAGUUGAAAAAUACCGUUUUAAGCAAUAAAGAGGAAAACGAAAUAAUCAAUAACGAUGGAGACCUGAAAAAAGUGCCUAAACCUACCGGCAAAGUGCCUACUAAGCAACAUGAAUACUCAGUUUCUAACGACUCGGACUUGGUAGAUCAUGAAACAAACGUGCAAGCAGCAUUUGAAUAUUAUUUGCACAAGACUUAUUUGAAGACCGCGAGUCUCAUGUCCAAAUCGUGUCGUGCAGCUGCAGUACUAAGUGGUGCACAAGAUAACAUAAUUGAAAACUGUUAUCAGUUUGGACGCAACCUCGGAUUAUGUUUCCAAAUAGUUGAUGACAUGCUUGACUAUACCAGUUCAGACACAAUUUUCGGCAAACCAAGUCAAGCCGAUUUAAAGUUGGGGUUAGCUACAGCUCCCAUUUUAUUUGCAUGGAAACAAGACCCCGCAUUGGGAGAACUUAUAGCGAGAAAAUUCAAGCAAAAGGGAGAUGUUGAAAUAGCAAGAAAUGCAGUUGAAAAAUAUCGUGGAUUAGAGCAAACUAAGCAAAUGGCCACCAAGUAUUGUAUGGCAGCCUUAGAAAAUCUUAGACAAUUACCUGAAUCCGAUGCGCGUAGUGCAUUGGAGCUAUUGACAAAUUCAGUCUUGACAAGAACCAAAUGA
Messenger RNA from Lodderomyces oxycetoniae, 1461 nucleotides. Its product is annotated as trans-hexaprenyltranstransferase. Gene Ontology annotation, molecular function: prenyltransferase activity. The record is from RefSeq and is a predicted model, not a curated record. The transcript has a single exon. The coding region runs from base 1 to 1461 and encodes 486 amino acids. Gene Ontology annotation, cellular component: transferase complex. Lineage: Eukaryota; Fungi; Ascomycota; Pichiomycetes; Serinales; Debaryomycetaceae. Gene Ontology annotation, biological process: ubiquinone biosynthetic process; isoprenoid biosynthetic process.